This is a messenger RNA of Phyllotreta striolata, 1383 nucleotides long. Lineage: Eukaryota; Metazoa; Arthropoda; Insecta; Coleoptera; Chrysomelidae. The record is from the annotation of a GenBank genome assembly.
AUGGGUCAGUGUUUUAGUACUGCGAGAUCCCAGGAUGCACGGCGGCCUAAAAAUGGCGGCGUUAAAACUUAUUUAGUGCAAGGGGCUACCGAAACGGCCUUUUCGAACAUCAUCAAAUCUGAACGGUCCCUCGAAGAUCUCAGCAUGGCCACGUCUUUUUCCAAUAUGAACCUGAAGAAUUCGAUCAAAGGGCUGGUGAGCAAAGGGAGGAAUCGCUACCAGAAGGACGGCUUCAAUCUCGAUCUGACUUACAUAACGGACAACAUAAUAGCGAUGGGCUUCCCGGCGUCGAACAUCGAAGGCGUCUACCGCAACCACAUCGACGACGUCGCCAAGCUGCUCGACCAAAAGCACCCGGACCACUACUACAUCUACAACCUGUGCUCGGAGCGCACCUACGACAAAAUCAAAUUCCACAAUCGCGUCAAGGACUUCCCCUUCGACGAUCACAAUCCCCCCAAGCUCGAUCUCAUCAAACCGUUCUGCGAGGACGUGCAACGCUGGCUCGCCCUCGACGACAAGAACGUCGCCGCCGUCCAUUGCAAGGCGGGCAAGGGCCGCACCGGCACCAUGAUAUGCUGCUAUCUGUUGCACAGCGGCCGCUUCCGGCACUCCGACGAGGCCUUGAACUACUACGGACAGCGGCGCACGCAGGACGAGAAGGGCGUGACCAUACCGAGCCAGGUGCGCUACGUGCGCUACUACGAAUCGCUGUUGCGCGAUCCGUUGCAGCGCUACCGCCCCGUCGCCGUUUAUAUCAAGGAGUUCCUGCUCGAUCCGGCGCCCAAUCUGCUCGGUCCCGGCUGUCUGACGUUCUCGGUGUCGCAGCAGCAGCGCUGCGACGGCGGCGGCGUCAAAGUGCAGAAGUUGCGGAAGAACGACGCGUUCGAGGUGCGGCGCGGCCAGUCGCCGUUCUCGAUCAAAUUGGACUAUUGCCUGCCGUUGGCGGGCGAUAUAAAGGUGGAGUUCUACCACAAGUCGAUGAUCAGGAAGGAGAAGUUGUUCCAGUUUUGGUUCAAUACGUACUUCGUGGGCGAGAAUUAUUCGGAGAACGACGGUUUGUUGUCGAACGGGAGCAACGGGUUGAAUAGGAACGAGGCCUGUUGCGUGUUGACGUUCGAUAAGAACGAAUUGGAUAUCGUCAAUAAGAAGGAUAAGCAGAAUAAGAUGUUUCAUGCGAAUUUUAAGUUGACGUUACGUCUGCAGAGGAUACCGCAACACGAGGUGCAGAAGCCGUACGAACGGCAUUCCCAGGCGCAGGAUACGCCUAGCGAAAGUUCGGCGGAUUCAUCGGACGAUUACACGAACGACGAGGAUUGGGAAUACGGCGAAGGCAAUUCGCUGUUGCCCAAACGCGAGCCCUUUGAUUGUAACAAAAGUUGA